Dentiscutata heterogama is the source of this 160-nucleotide messenger RNA. Lineage: Eukaryota; Fungi; Glomeromycota; Glomeromycetes; Diversisporales; Gigasporaceae. The record is from the annotation of a GenBank genome assembly.
AAAAAUGUUGGAAUCUGUUGGAAAAGAUAUUUGGUCAAUCAAAGACAUAAUAAGAAUGGAAAGAGCUUUCUUGAGCUUUAUUCAAUGGAAUCUUUCAAUAGAUCGCGCUGCUUUUGAUUCCUACUUGAAUGAAUUGAGAGAAAAUCAAAUAGAUCUUUGA